This is a messenger RNA of Peniophora sp. CBMAI 1063, 3771 nucleotides long. Lineage: Eukaryota; Fungi; Basidiomycota; Agaricomycetes; Russulales; Peniophoraceae. The record is from the annotation of a GenBank genome assembly.
AUGUCCCCCGAUGCACUACCUGGUCUCUCGAUCGCAUUUCAUGCGCUUUCUGAUGCACAGUGGAAUCUCUAUAUGACUACUCGGAACCCGGCUGACCUGGACGCGACGAUAGACACCACGCAGACCGCCAUCGAUCUGGCCGUUGAACUCGGACCAAGCUCUGCUGAACUUCUCUUUGACCUCGGACGUCGACUCCGCACUCGCUUCGUGCUGAAUAACUCUUAUGAUGAGCUCGAUCGUGCAGUUGCGGCGCUACGAGACGCCGUUACGUAUACGGCAGAUGGUGAUCCUGAACAGCCAUUACGGCUGACCUUUCUGGGCAACCGUUUACACGAGCGCUAUAAGCGUUUGGGGCGUCUCGAAGAUCUUGACGAUGCUGUUACAAUGUUCUGUUUAGCAGUUGAGGGUACACAGGAUGGCGAUCCCAACAAGCUCGUAGCUCUGAGCAACUACGGUGCAUCUCUACAUGAACGCUUUGAGAGGAUUGAUGAUCCUGAAGAUAUUACGUGUUCGAUUGGAGUACUCAAAAUGGCUGUAGAAUGCAGUUUGGAUCGGGAUCCCGACAAGCCGUCGCGACUGAACAAUCUAGGCAACUCAUACGCACGAUGUUUUGAGCGUAACGGAAAUCUCGGGGAUCUCGAGCAGGCUAUCUGGGCACAUCACAGUGCCGUCCAGCUCACGCCGGAUGGGCAUUCCGACAAGCCGUCGCGAUUGAACAACCUGGGAAACUCGCUUCUCACGCGAUUUGAACAGACUGGGAGAGUUGAGGAUCUUGAACAGGCUGUUGUGGCGCAACGCAACGCCGUCGAGCUCACACCAGAUGGGCAUCCUGACAAGCCCUCGCAAUUGAACAACCUGGGCAACUCGCUUCUCACGCGAUUCGAACAGACAGGGCGCGUUGAGGAUCUUGAACAGGCCAUUGUAGUGCAACGCAACGCUGUCAAGCUCACGCCUGCUGGGCAUCCCGACAAGCCCUCGCAAUUGAGCAACCUGGGCAAUUCGCUUCUCAGGCGAUCUGAACAGACAGGGCGCCUUGACGAUCUUGAACAAGCUAUUGUGGCGCAACGCAACGCUAUCGAGCUCACGCCUGAUGGGCAUCCCGACAAGCCGUCGCGAUUGAACAACCUGGGCACCUCGCUUCUCACGCGAUUCGAACAGACAGGCAGCGUCGAGGAUCUCGAACGAGCUAUUGUGGCGCAGCUCAGCGCCGUCGAGCUCACGCCUGAUGGGCAUCCUGACAAGCCGUCGCGAUUGAGCAACCUCGGAGGUUCCUUGACAAGGCGCUUCGAGCGCACAGGUGAACUUCAGGACCUUGAACAGGCGAUCGUGGCACUUCGCAGGGCCGUCGAGCUCACACCAGAAGGGCAUCCUGAUAAGCCAUCGCAGUUGAACAACCUUGGGACUUCCUUGACGAGGCGCUUCGAGCGCACAGGUGAACUCCGUGAUCUUGAACAGGCGAUCGUGGCCCGUCGCAGGGCCAUCGAGCUCACACCGGAAGGGCAUCCUGACAAGCCGUCGCGAUUAAGCAACCUCGGGAAUUCCUUAAGUAGGCUCUUUGAGAAACUUGAAGAACGCGGUAGUCUUGAAGAGUCUAUUGCGUGUUAUGAGAAGGCUAUUGAACUGACGGCUGAUGAUCACCCCCAGAAGCUCUCACAUCUCGUACAUCUUGGCCAGAAGCUGAGGACCCGCUUUGAAUUUUUGCACAACCCCGCAGACCUUGCUACCGCCAUUUCCGCGAUCGAGCAUGCCAUUGAACUUCAGCCACAUGAGCAUCCAGACCUAUACCAUGCUUACGAUUCCCUUGCGGCAUGUUUAAGCAGGCGAUUCGAUCAUUUCAAGGAUGUCUCUGACAUCGAAAAAGCGGUCGCACUCGCGUCAAAGGUGGCGAACCUUCUGCCAAAAGACGAUCCUGAACUGGCUGCGACGUUGAUUAACCUCGGUCUCAUGCAGGAACGACAAUUCAAUCGUUCUUUAAGUCGAUCCGACUUUGACGCAGCUAUCGAGUCUUUCAAAAGAGCGACUUUGCACACUCACGGAACCCCUUCUGUUCGGUUUAAAGCCGCUCUGAAUCAUGUAGACAUGGUUUCUCGGCAUCUAACUUUCAGCACCGUAGAAUCGCUCCUCACAGCGCAUUCACAAGUCAUUGAUAUUCUUCCGGAAGUCAUGUGGCUGGGCCAUGAUAUCCAGCGUCGCUUCGAAGAGUCCUCCCGACUGGGUCGUCUCGUCUCUACCGCCGUGUCAGUCGCUAUAUCUGCUGACGCACUGAGACGCGCUGUCGAGUGGCUUGAAGCGGGCAGGGCUAUCAUUUGGGCCCAAAUCUCGUCCUUACGCACCCCGCUCGACGAGCUUCAGGCCGCAUUCCCCGAUCUCGCCGAAUCUCUGCGCGGUAUUCAAACGCGGCUUCAGCGUUCUGUGCAUGGCACUUUCGCGCACGAUGUGCGUACCUUUGGUGACAUCCCAGGUAUGACUAUCAAUCCUGCAGCGGAUGAUCAUCGUCAAGCUGCCAUCGACUACGACUCGGGUUUGAAGCGAAUCCGCGCAUCUCCUGGAUUCGAGGACUUCUUGCUUCCGAAGAAGUAUGACGCGCUCGUUCUUCCGUCCGAACUUCAGAGUGGUCCUAUCGUGUUCAUCAAUGUCCACCCAGAUCGCUGUGACGCGAUAGUACUCGCUGGUGGCGGCGCGCCUACGGUGGUCCCGCUCCCCGACCUGACAUCUGAUCGUGCGCACUUGAUGCUGGUCAACUGGAAGAAAGGACUCGCUGACCACGGUAUUCGGGAGACUGGCAUCGUACAGGACGAACCUCCUGAGAGCGAUCUCGGGGGGAUGCCGAGCACCGAGCCGACGUCCCACCGGUCUAGUGCUUGGGCAGACGACGACUAUGAUAUUUGCGCGCACGUUCUUGAGUGCGCCUGGGAGUGGAUCGUGGGUCCCAUCCUGCGCUCUCUCGACCUCGCGAGUCUGGAACACGACGACAUCAUGCCUCACAUCACUUGGUGCGCGACCGGACCUCUCACGCAGGUUCCUCUGCAUGCUGCUGGGAAGUACAGCGACCCUACCGGUCCACGCGCCUUCAACCUCGUUGUGUCGUCGUAUACCCCAUCCCUAACGGCAUUGAAGCGUUGCGCCGAAGGAGCCGGAAAGCACCUAAACCGCCCGUCACUGCUCCUUGUCACUCAACCGAAUACGCCAGGGCUGUCUCGGCUCCCCGGUACCGAGGCUGAAGCACGUGUCCUUCGAGGCGCUUUGGAGGAUGAGCGCAUUGAAAGCAGCGCUCUUGACCACGCGAGUGCGACAGUAACGGCUGUCAGGGAUGGCAUGAAGCAGCAUACAUGGGUGCAUCUGGCUUGCCACGGGUCGCAGAAUCGUAAGGACGCCACGCAGAGCGCGUUCCAUCUCUACCGCGGUCGAUUGACACUCGCGGCGCUCAUGGGGACAGUGGCCGAUAAAGCGGAGCUCGCGUUCCUGUCGGCUUGUCAGACUGCAUCUGGAGAUAUAAAUACGCCAGAGGAGUCUGCGCACCUUGCGGCCGGGAUGCUCGCGGUCGGGUACAAGGGCGUCGUCGCGACCAUGUGGUCGAUCAUGGAUCAGGAUGCGCCCGUCGUGGUCAAGGCCUAUUACAAGAGACUACUGGCGGUGAGAGGUUCGGGGAAGCUUGGGAAAGGGGAGACGGGUGCGGCGUAUGCGCUGCAUGAGGCAACGAAGGCUCUGCGGGAGAAGGUGGGAGAGGAUAAAUUCACUCGUUGGGUUCCGUUUGUCCAUUUCGGCGUGUAG